Molecule: messenger RNA, 2169 nt
Organism: Oryza sativa Japonica Group (Japanese rice)
Lineage: Eukaryota; Viridiplantae; Streptophyta; Magnoliopsida; Poales; Poaceae
Source: RefSeq, a predicted model, not a curated record
GGCUACCACAUCACUAGAGGGAUGAUGAAGAUGAACCAUCAAAAAACCUGCACAGGCUGCAGGGUCCCCUACUCCACAAUCCACAACGCUCAGUUCAAGGUUCCUCCAGGCUUUUUCCCCUGUCACGGCCUCUCUCGUCGUCGUCGCUUGCGUAGCUCUGUAGGAGUACGCAAGCACACUCGAAUACUACACCACCACCAUCGGUUGAUUGACAUUUGACCCUGAUUGACGCCUCUGCGACUGCACUGAUCGAUCGAUCUCUGACAUGCACCGAUCGACACGUCCGGAUCAUGAUAUCUUUUCCCUCUCUUCUUGCAUCGUCUGAUGAAUCCACAAUAUUCAUAUCCUUGCUAUAAAGCGCGGCUGCAAGCGUACGCUGCUGUCGCUGUCGCCAUUGUUCUUCAUCUUCGUCGUCGUCGUCGUCGUCGUCGUCCUCGCCGCUUGCAGUCGCUGCUGCCGCCGCCGUCGCCGCCGAUGCACCACCAUCCGUCACACGUCUUUACUACUAGCUGCAGGGCGGAGGAGCAGCAGCUGGGUGGCAUCGGCACAGCUGGAUACCACAUCGGAGAUGGCGCCAUCUUCCCUCCUCAUCAUCUUCUUCCUCCUCCCGACCUCCCGCUCCUCCGCACUAGUCCGAAUCCGAGCUCCAAGUCGUCGAGCAACCUCACCGCCGGAGGACACCUUCCGCCGCUCGCCGUCGCCGCCGCCGCCGCCGCCGCGCAGCAUGGCGUAGCGGUGGUGGGCAUGGCGGCGCACCAGGGGAUGGCGGCGGCGACGGCGGCGGACCGGUUCUGCCUGCCGAGGAUGGCGGCGGCGGCGGCGGCCGCCUCGCAGGUGGAGAACUGGGGCGACUCCGGCGUCAUCGUCAGCAGCCCGUUCACCGACGACACCUCCACCGACCUCGACGACAGCGCCGACAAGCACCACCUCCACGCUCUAGGCGGCGGCGAUGGCGGCGACGACGCCGGCGAGCAGCGAGGCGCGGAUUCCUCCGCCGUGUCCAAGGAAAGAAGAGGGGAUCAGAAGAUGCAGCGGAGGCUUGCGCAGAAUCGCGAGGCGGCGCGGAAGAGCCGGAUGAGGAAGAAGGCAUACAUUCAGCAGUUGGAGAGCAGCAGGUCCAAGCUGAUGCACCUUGAGCAGGAGCUCCAAAGGGCAAGACAGCAGGGAAUCUUCAUUGCAACUGGAGGCUCCGGCGAUCACGGGCACUCGAUCGGAGGAAAUGGUACGUUGGCGUUCGACCUUGAGUACGCGCGGUGGCUGGACGAGCACCAGCGGCACAUCAACGACCUGCGGGUGGCGCUGAACGCGCAGAUGAGCGACGACGAGCUGUGCGAGCUCGUCGACGCCGUGAUGAUGCACUACGACCAGGUGUUCCGCCUCAAGAGCUUCGCCACCAAGUCCGACGUGUUCCACGUCCUCUCCGGCAUGUGGAUGAGCCCCGCCGAGCGCUUCUUCAUGUGGCUCGGCGGCUUCCGCUCGUCGGAGCUCCUCAAGGUUCUUGCCAGCCAUCUUGAGCCGCUGACGGAUCAGCAGCUGAUGGGCAUCUGCAACCUGCAGCAGUCGUCGCAGCAGGCCGAGGACGCGCUGUCGCAGGGGAUGGAGGCGCUGCAGCAGACGCUGGGGGACACGUUGGUGUCGGCGGCCGCCACCGUGGUCAGCGGCGGCGGCGGCGCCGACAACGUCACCAACUACAUGGGACAGAUGGCCAUCGCCAUGGCCAAGCUCACCACGCUGGAGAACUUCCUCCGUCAGGCUGAUCUGCUGAGGCAUCAGACGCUGCAGCAGAUGCACCGGAUCCUGACCACGAGGCAAGCGGCGCGGGCGCUGCUCGUCAUCAGCGACUACUUCUCGCGGCUCCGGGCGCUGAGCUCGCUGUGGCUGGCGCGGCCGAGGGACUAGACUGACUAAAGAGGAUCAAUAUCAUUUGCCUGAGUUCUGAGUUCUGACGAUGGAUGGAGGUGAACCUGUUUUUUGAUUGCUGAAUCCUGAGAGAGCGUUAACUGCGAUCGGCAUUGUAAAAUCAGUUGCUUUGGUGAUGAAGCAGUAGUAGUAGGAGAAUAUUUUAGAUUGGGCUCUUGGGCCUGUAACGUGUUGUAGUGUUAGCGUAGUAAGAACUAAUCCGCGUACAAUGUCAAAAGGAGAAGUUUUAUUACAGGCCUAUUUCCAAUC